GCGCCCGGCUCCGGCAAGUCCCGCCUCCGCCUCGGCAGUGCGGUCCGCCUCCCUCCUUCCCCCGGCCGUAGCCUCCUCCGGCGGCAGCGGUGGUGCCUGCCGGCCCCAUGGCGGCGGAGCCCCAGCCCAAGGCGCUGACUCGCAAGCCCCUCCUGCUCAACAAAGUGGAGGGCUCGCAGGAGGUGGUGAACAUGGCAGCGAUAGUGCCCAAGGAGGACGGGGUCAUCAGCGUCUCCGAAGACAGAACAGUUCGUGUCUGGCUGAAGAGAGACAGUGGGCAGUACUGGCCCAGCAUAUACCAUGCAAUGCCAUCUCCAUGUUCAUGCAUGUCUUUUAACCCGGAAACCAGAAGGCUGUCCAUAGGUCUAGACAAUGGUACAAUCUCAGAAUUCAUUCUAUCAGAAGAUUACAACAAGAUGACACUAGUGAAAAGUUACCAGGGGAAUCUCAGUCUGAAAAAGCAGUGUGGAUCAGGGCCAGUGCUGGCUCUUGGGAGCCUCCUCUUCUUUGCUACAGCUCAUCAAAGCAGGGUCAUCAUGAUUCUGUUUGUCCUGGAGAUGGAGUGGGUGCUGAGCACCGGACAAGACAAACACUUCACGUGGCACUGUUCGGAGAGUGGCCAGCGCCUGGGGGGGUACCGCACCAGCGCAGGCGCCUGCGGCCUGCAAUUUGAUGUGGAAACCCGGCAUGUGUUUGUUGGUGACCAUUCUGGGCAAGUGACCAUCCUCAAACUAGAGCAAGAGUCCUGCAGCCUUGUUACCACAUUUAAGGGACACACAGGUGGUGUCACUGCUCUCUGCUGGGACCCAAUACAGCGGGUUUUAUUCUCAGGCAGUUCUGAUCAUUCCAUUAUAAUGUGGGAUAUUGGAGGAAGAAAAGGAACAGCUAUCGAGCUGCAAGGACAUAAUGAUAAAGUUCAGUCUCUGUCCUAUGCUCACCACACUCGGCAGCUCAUCUCCUGUGGUGCAGACGGGGGAAUCGUCGUCUGGAACAUGGAUGUUGAGAGGCAGGAGACCCCAGAGUGGCUGGAUAGUGACUCCUGUCAAAAGUGUGACCAGCCUUUCUUCUGGAACUUCAAGCAGAUGUGGGACAGUAAGAAAAUAGGCCUCAGGCAGCAUCACUGCCGGAAGUGUGGGAAAGCCGUGUGUGGGAAAUGCAGCUCCAAGCGCUCCUCCAUCCCGCUGAUGGGCUUCGAGUUCGAAGUGAGGGUCUGCGACAGCUGCCACGAGUCCAUCACGGAUGAGGAGCGGGCGCCUACAGCGACUUUCCAUGACAGUAAGCACAACAUUGUUCACGUACACUUCGAUGCCACCAGGGGAUGGCUGCUGACCUCGGGGACAGACAAGGUUAUUAAGUUGUGGGAUAUGACACCAGUAGUGUCUUGAUGUUACAUCAGUGGAACUUGAAAGGUGAUACUUACAGAAGAAACAGAUUUCCUAACCCUAAUUAUACUGCAGAAGAUAGGCAACACGGGGCGCACAUGGCAGAUGAGAAAGGAACUGAUGUGUUUACAACAACUUUGUCCUCUGCUUGAUCCAGGCUGAACAUUUGCACGAAGACUCUUUCCACUUCUUCUCAAAAUAUACAAGAAGGUAUUUUUUUAACUAACGGUUUGUACGAUCUGACUUUGGUUGUCUUGAGUUUGUUUGGAAAAAUCUGAGUGCAGUGCAAUUUUUAGUUUUUAUAUUUCACUAUGUCAAGAUACUUGCUGCUUUGUACAGAGGGUUCUUGGGUUGUGUCUUCCUCUGUGAGUUUUCAGUGUCAACCGACUGUGUAAGGCAAUCGGCUCUCCCUGCAGCCAGUACCUGUUGGUUUGGGAUGUUUCUGCUGACCAUGCUCUCUCCAGAGGAGGAAAUCCAGGCACUGUCUCUGGGUGCAUCACCGAGGAGCUGAUGGACUAUUGCAAUUCCUAAAAGGGCUCUACCAUCUACUUGUCCUAGUGGGCAUUAUCCAGAGAGCAUUCGUUGGUCUGUAUAAUCUUCCUGCCUCUUCCUUUGCCGCACAAGUCGCAGAACCAGAGGUCAGGUUAUUCAGCAACUGAUUUCUACAGAAAACUGAAACAGUUUUCCAGCUAAGAGCAUUACAAGGAGCACACAGACUUGUUUGAGUUUGAUGAUGCUGACAGUCUGUUUCAAAUGAAAUUAAUGGCAACAGGACCUUUUGGGAGUGUGUGCAUGGAGGGGGGCAGAUCUAAAACUGGUCUAGAUCUGAAAAGUCUGGUUUAUCUCUACCUCUACCUCUACCUUGCACAGCAACAUUUCAGCAUUUAUACCUGCCUGUGUUGUUGAAAAUUAAUUGUUUUUCCUGUUUUCCUUAUGGUUAGUCAUAUUUAUUUUUUUAAAUGCUGAUGGUUUUUAUUAAUUUCCUCUAUAGAUGCAAAAGUGAUAUUGCUGAAUGAUGCCCAUUGUCCUGUUGUCAUACUUUACAGUUUCUCUUAAAAAUAAACAGUAUUUAAAAACC
This is a messenger RNA of Prinia subflava (tawny-flanked prinia), 2460 nucleotides long. RefSeq names its product WD repeat and FYVE domain containing 2 (gene WDFY2). Lineage: Eukaryota; Metazoa; Chordata; Aves; Passeriformes; Cisticolidae. The record is from RefSeq and is a predicted model, not a curated record. Gene Ontology annotation, cellular component: early endosome. The coding region runs from base 108 to 1385 and encodes 425 amino acids. Gene Ontology annotation, biological process: positive regulation of fat cell differentiation; positive regulation of protein phosphorylation. The transcript has 13 exons. Gene Ontology annotation, molecular function: metal ion binding; protein binding.